Vitis riparia (riverbank grape) is the source of this 887-nucleotide messenger RNA. RefSeq names its product membrin-11-like. Gene Ontology annotation, molecular function: SNARE binding; SNAP receptor activity. Bases 35 to 709 code for a protein of 224 amino acids. The record is from RefSeq and is a predicted model, not a curated record. Gene Ontology annotation, cellular component: Golgi apparatus; SNARE complex; ER to Golgi transport vesicle membrane. Gene Ontology annotation, biological process: vesicle-mediated transport; vesicle fusion. The transcript is spliced from 4 exons. NCBI's taxonomy places the organism in Eukaryota, Viridiplantae, Streptophyta, Magnoliopsida, Vitales, Vitaceae.
GGCUGAAAUCGAUCGCCAAACAACGGUCACGACCAUGGAGGGAGGGGGAACGACGUUUUCGGAGAUCUACCAAAACUCGAAGAAGCUGCUGCUGAGAACCAGAGAUGGGUUGGAGAGGCUUGAACGCCUCGAGUUCUCGUCGUCGAAUCCCGUGGAUUCGCCGGAGCUCGCCUUUGCCGUCAAGAAGGACAUCUCUCAGAUCCAGUCUCUUUGCGUAGAGAUGGAUCGCCUAUGGCGCUCCAUCUCCGCCAAAUCACAGCGCGAUCUCUGGAAGAGAAAAGUGGAACAGGUAGCUGAAGAGUCUGAAUCUUUAAAAGAGAGUUUGGAUAAGUAUUUCUUGAGGCAUCAGAAACGGAUGAUGGAAGCAAAAGAGAGGGCAGAAUUGCUUGGAAGAGCUAAUGGGGACUCUGCUCAUGUUUUGAGAAUCUUUGAUGAGGAAGCACAAGCAAUGCAGUCAGCUCGUAAUUCAUCUAUGAUGCUAGAAGAAGCUUAUUCAAAGGGAGUGGCCAUCCUUACCAAAUAUGCAGAUCAGAGAGAUCGCUUGAAGGGAGCGCAUAGGAAAGCUUUGGAUGUCCUCAACACAGUGGGGCUGUCCAACUCGGUAUUGAAGCUGAUUGAGAGGCGGAACCGUGUGGACAAAUGGAUCAAAUAUACAGGCAUGGUUGUGUCAGUCGUGGUCUUGUACACCUUUUGGAGGUGGGCGCAUUGAUUUCUCCCAAUUUUAAUAUCCCCAAUUUCUUCAUCCAAUUUCCUGGGAGGGCUUUUGGGCACCACACAAACUUAUAUUACUACAUGUAUUUGUAUAUUUGGGGAUAAAACACCCUAUUUUUAUUUUUUUUUUAGUAUACAUAUUAAUUGUGGAAUGUAGCGUAAAAAGUUUGAUAUUC